This is a messenger RNA of Talaromyces amestolkiae, 1395 nucleotides long. RefSeq lists its product as uncharacterized. The record is from RefSeq and is a predicted model, not a curated record. NCBI's taxonomy places the organism in Eukaryota, Fungi, Ascomycota, Eurotiomycetes, Eurotiales, Trichocomaceae. Bases 1 to 1395 code for a protein of 464 amino acids. Gene Ontology annotation, biological process: regulation of DNA-templated transcription. The transcript is spliced from 4 exons. Gene Ontology annotation, molecular function: DNA-binding transcription factor activity, RNA polymerase II-specific; zinc ion binding.
AUGCCCGGAGUGCCCUCUGGAAAAGCAUGCGAAGGCUGUCGCAAACUCAAGAAAAAGUGCGACGAGAAAACUCCCUCGUGUUCGCGAUGUAUCCGUCUCGGAUUGGAAUGCGUCGGGUCCGGUCAACAGCGAUACAAAUUUCAAUCGCAACAAGCAUUUGUUGUCGCCAGAACGAAGAAGACAAAUUCACAGACCAAAGCCCUGUCAACCACAUCGCAGCCCAAUCCCUUUUGCAAUGAAGCGGAUAUGGUCGCUUCGUUUCUUCGAUUACCGCCAAGCAGCAAAACUACAAUUCUCACUAGCCAAUACGUCCAAGCGAUCCAAUUAACGACCAACCUCAAAUACAACCUAGCUUGGGCAUACGGCUUUUUCAUGUUCGAGAUUCCGCGACGCAUGAACGAGAAUGAAGCAUUAGAUACUGCGGUUAAUGCGCUCAUUUGCUCGCAUUCCAAUUUUUGCGCGCGACAAGCAGUCUCUGCUGAGACGUUGAGUAGUUAUUCCCGCGCCUUACGCAGUUUGAGACAUUGUCUCGAUGACCCGGGCAAAGCUUCACAGACGGAAACUUUGUGUGCGGUAAUGCUACUUUUGAUUUGUCAGAACCUCAAUGGCGCCGAAGGACAGCGUUGGUCCGGCCACUGCGAAGGCGCCGCAAAGAUACUGAAAGCGCGAUCAUUCAGAAAACCUCGCGACGGUUUCGAAGCGCAACUACUCCUUUCAUUAAGAGGAAGUGUGUUAUUUGAAGGCCUAUUCAAUGAGAAUAUAGAAUUAGACCCGCAAGAUUGGAUCUCACUAGUAGGAUCCGACCUGGACCAAGACCUUCCCGAGGGAAAGUUGAUGCGAUAUCUGGCCAACGUACCAAGCAUACUCCGUCGCGCUCGCGCAGCAACUAAUGCAGACGAAAUCGCAAUCCUGCGAGGCGAAGUGAAACCCAUGUAUGAAGCGUCUCAGAAACUGCUGCUCCAAGUACACAAACAAUGGACCGACGGCCGCACCCUCGAUGCGAAUAAUGUGCUUAGAAACGUUAUACUACACGCGUACUUUCAACGUGCAUAUGGGAUCGGGCUUUUGAUUGUGAUUAUUUUAAACUGGGUGUUGCGCGCUUUCACCCCGCCCUUUGAUGCAAUUGAGCUCAUAGCCGACUCCACGAACCUCGUGACUCAAACUUUGGAACUGGCUCAGGCGGCUAAUAUUUACCGACCAUUAGGAGCGGGAUAUAUGCUCAUCGUCCUAAGUGCUGCAUGGAUUGCAGCCAGUAACGACAAUGAGAGGGUAACUGUGAAUGAUUUGCUACAGGAUUAUAGGCAGGAUUUUCCCGUGCGGGCCACGGACAAAUUCAUGAUUGAGUUGAGAUGGAUGGCCGAGCAGUUGCAGUAUUUGCCUGUAGGUUGUGCAUGA